Closterium sp. Yama58-4 is the source of this 1608-nucleotide messenger RNA. Lineage: Eukaryota; Viridiplantae; Streptophyta; Zygnematophyceae; Desmidiales; Closteriaceae. The record is from the annotation of a GenBank genome assembly.
AUGAGGCGGCACCCCUCUGUGGCGUCCGUGACGCAGGCGCGCGUGCUGCGCCCCGCCACCACCGACUCGUACAAGUUCCUCGGCCUGCCCUCCUCGCUCUGGGCCCACGCGGGCGGACCUAGCAGCGCAGGCGAUGGGACGGUGAUUGGCAUCGUGGACACCGGCAUAUGGCCCGAACAUGCCUCGUUCGAUGACACGGGCUACAGCAGCACGCUCCCCGCCGGGUGGGCGGGCACGUGUCCCACUACAAGCGACUUCGCUUGUGACAACAAGAUCAUCGGAGGGGGCGUGUUUCACAAGGCUUUUGAGAGCGGUGGCACCUCCCUCGACCUCUCGUACGACUGGGACUCGCCGCGCGAUUCUGCUGGCCAUGGCACGUGGUGUGCCGGGGCAGCAGCAGGUAACAACAACGUGCCGAUCCGCAGCAUCGGCAAGGCCAGCGGCAUGGCACCAGGGGCACGUCUGGCCAUCUACAAGGUGUUCUGGCAGGCGAAUGGGGACAUGUACGCCACGAGCCCAGACAUCUUCUCAGCCGUUGAUCAGGCCGUCGCCGACGGUGUGGAUGUGCUGAGCCUCUCGCUGGGCGGAGCCAGUCCCACCGACACCUACUUUGAUGACGUGCCCUUCAUCAGCGUCCACGCCGCGGGGGUGUUUGUGGCCUUUGCAGCGGGCAACGACGGUCGCCCAUCAGCAUUCGCAGCCACGGGCUAUCGCACGCUCUGCAACUUCUCGCCCUACUACAUGACUGUCGGCGCCAGCAUCUCCCCAGCAGCCACCGCUGCCCCGGUAGUGGCCUACUUCUCCUCCACCGGUCCACUCGCCAAGCCCUCACGCUCCACCCCUGCAGCCUACCCCUCCAACACCAUCCUCAAGCCCGACAUCAUCGCUCCGGGUGUUGAGCUCUACGCUGCUGCUCCCGGAACCACCGUCGGCUCCAAAGGGUCGUUCCAAGCGCUGUCAGGGACUUCCAUGGCUACUCCGCAUGUUGCUGGCAUUGCUGCUCUGAUCAUCCAGCAGCAUCCUGAUUGGACGCCCUCGCAGAUCAUGUCCGCUAUGAUGACUACAGCAAGGAGGACUAACAGCAGAAAGGGAGCGAUUAAAAACGAGUAUGGGAAGGCGGCGUCGCCGUGGGAGAUGGGAGCAGGGCAUGUGGUGCCUGCUAGGGUGGUUAACCCUGGGUUAACUUAUGAUGCUGGGGAGCAGGACUUCCGAAACUUUCUUGCCGGGCAGAACUAUAACAGAGCACGGAGGGAAUUCGGUACAGCUUCUCUGAAAGCCAUUGAAGCGAAGAAUCUCAAUCGGCCAGCUAUCUCGCUGGCCAAAGUGCAUUUUAAAGCUACAGUUACACGGACUGUUACAAAUGUCGCGGAUACCACGUCGACUUAUACAGUGAGGAUAAAGAGACCUCCCGGAGUGAAUGUGAAAGUGUCGCCGUCAAGGUUUACGAUCGCACCCGGGCAACGAAAGGCGUACACUGUGACUGUGGUGGUGAAGUGGGCUUCACAGUCUUUCAAGUUUGGCAGCCUCACAUGGGUGGAUGGCAAGGGGCACUCCGUGCGGUCUGUGCUGGCUGUGCAGCCGAGCAGUGCAUGCUGGUUUGGUUGCUAA